AUGGAUCAAGCACCAGACAUUAAGGCUUCGUUUCUUAAGUUCAGCAACGAUUACCCUCAGCCAUUAGAGCCCAGGGUGGCCACCCAUCCAUAUCUUCCGACCAAGUCACCGUUCACAGCGUCGCAAUCCCCUUACCCAAAUGAAAAGCCCAAUAUACCAGUCACACCACGACAGAACAUAUACUUCCAAACUCGUCGAAAGAACAAAGAGGAGAUUGAGAGCUCAUGGCUUACGUGGCUUCCAAUAAUCGGCAUCAUACUUGGCUUUGGGUGCACAGGUGCACUUGUCUGGGACGGCAUCCGCCAAAAUAAGCUCCCUGAGUACUGCGAGAUCCUCAAUGAAGACUUCUCCAGCGGCUUCAACCAGAAAAUAUGGACCAAAGAAGCUGAAGUCGGCGGAUAUGGAAAUGGUCAGUUCGAGGAGACCACCACUACGGACGAAAAAGUCUUCAUCCGCGACGGCAUGCCGGUGAUGCGCCCCUCACUGCAGGACGAAAGCCUCAUCUACAGGGACAAUAUCAUCAGUCUCACCGAAGCUGGCACUUGUACGGCCGACGGCCAGCCUUGGAACAGCUGCGUCACCUCCACCAACACGACCAGCGGCACUAUCGUCAACCCAGUCAAAAGCGGCCGCGUCAACUCCAAGAAGGGCGCAACCAUUCGCUACGGUACCCUCCCUCGGGUUCUAUUCCUUGACUUACCUCGACUAACGCCCAACAUGAAAGGUCGAAGUCGAAGCCCAGGUCCCCUCCGACGACUAACUCCGCUCUCAAGCGAGAUGAACAUCUGCGAAUCACGCGGCAACAACUACAGCUACAGUAUGGGCGGAGACGACAUCGUCAGCAGCGCCCUGCAUUGGGGCCCAGACUUCGCCAGCGACAUGUGGUGGCGCACCAACGCGCGCAAGGAGGCGCUGCACACUACCUUCAGCAAGGGCUGGCAUACUUAUGGACUGGUGUAG
Messenger RNA from Cyphellophora europaea CBS 101466, 960 nucleotides. RefSeq lists its product as uncharacterized. The record is from RefSeq and is a predicted model, not a curated record. NCBI's taxonomy places the organism in Eukaryota, Fungi, Ascomycota, Eurotiomycetes, Chaetothyriales, Cyphellophoraceae. The coding region runs from base 1 to 960 and encodes 319 amino acids. The transcript has 2 exons.